AUGACCGAUGUCGAAAGCCGGACUUCUUUGUCGGAUAACGAAAACGACCGUGUUCUUUUUUACACGAAAGGUGCCGAUGGAAAGCCGCGCCCGAUCUAUCGUGAGAUCGACCCUCAUUACUCCAGCGACGACAGUGAUUACGAGCAGACAAACACCAUUGGGGACAUCCCCUUGAGUGCUUAUGAUGAGUUCCCUCAUAUUGGUUACGACAUCAACGGCAAGCGCAUUAUGCGGCCAGCGGCCGGAUCGGCUCUUGACUCCCUUCUUGAUACUAUCGAUGUUCCAGAAGGCUGGACUGGUCUUAUUGACAGGGAAUCUGGCGGAGACCUGAAGUUGACAAAGGAGGAACUGGAACUUAUCAAGAAGAUUCAGUUGGGUGAGAAUGCAGGUGAUGUGAAUCCCUAUGAGGAUACGAUUGAAUGGUUCACCUCGAAGACUGAGGUCAUGCCUUUAUCUUCUGCACCUGAACCAAAGCGUCGUUUUGUUCCUUCAAAGCACGAGGCUAAGAGGGUCAUGAAAAUUGUUCGGGCAAUCCGAGAAGGCCGGAUCGUGCCCAACAAGCCUAAGGUCCAUCCCGAGGAUGAGCUCAAGUCAUAUGACUUGUGGGCGGACGAUUUGCCAGAGCAGGCACCUCAUAUCAUGCACAUUCCUGCUCCCAAGCAAGCGAGACCUACCAAUGAAGAGAGCUACAAUCCACCUGAGGAAUAUCUGCCGACUGAAGAAGAGCGUAAGGAGUGGGAAAACACUGAUCCGAUGGAUCGUGAGCGAAAUUUCCUUCCCCAAAAGUUCAACUCAUUACGCGCAGUCCGAGGCUAUGAAAACUUCGUGCGUGAAAGAUUUGAGCGUUCUCUGGAUCUUUAUCUUGCACCUCGCGUGCGUCGCAACAAGCUCAACAUCGAUCCAGAGUCCCUGCUUCCCAAGCUUCCGUCUCCUCAAGACUUGAGACCUUUUCCUAUCAAAUGCUCGGUCACCUACACCGGCCACAAGGGACGAGUUCGUGCCAUCAGCAUUGAUCCGUCUGGUGUUUGGCUAGCUACUGGCGCCGAUGAUGGAACAGUGCGUGUCUGGGAGAUUUUGACAGGUCGCGAGAUCUGGAGUGCAUUAUUAGAUGCCAGUGAGCCUGUUCAGAGUAUCGAAUGGAAUCCAGUCAAAGAUUGUGGACUAUUGGCUGCUGCUGUGGGUGAGAAAAUUUACAUCUGCCAACCACCGUUGUUUGAUGAUGCUACAGAAGCUACCGGUCAAGGUAUGCUUGCUGCUGGCUGGGGACACGCCUCCCAGCCAACUACUGUGGAGGAUGUCAAUAAGGAACCUUUAUGCAAAUGGAUCCGUCCCUCAAGCAAGAUAUCUAAUGUCGGCGUCGACGUGGUUAUUGUUUGUCGCAAAACUGUGAAACAAGUCUCUUGGCACCGUCGCGGUGACUACUUCGUCAGCGUGUCACCCGAAGGUGCAAACAUGGCGGUUUUGGUUCAUCAGCUCUCAAAGCACUCUUCGCAGUCUCCAUUCAGAAAAUCCAAGGGCAUUAUCCAAAAGGCUCAAUUCCAUCCGUUUAAGCCGAUGCUCUAUGUUGAAUCCCAAAGAUACGUACGAGUUUACGACUUGGCGACUCAGACACUAGCUAAAAUCUUGCAGCCGGGUGCUCGUUGGCUGAGUUCUUUUGAUAUCCACCCGCAAGGAGAUAACGUGAUCACUGGCUCAUAUGAUAAGCGUCUUACAUGGCAUGAUUUGGAUCUGAGUGCUAAGCCGUAUAGGACUCUCAGAUAUCACCAACGCGCUGUGAGAGACGUUAGAUUCCAUCAGCGACUUCCACUCUUCUGCUCUGCGAGCGAUGACGGAAAUAUCAAUGUCUUCCACGGUACGGUCUACGAUGAUCUACUCAAAAACCCUCUUUUGGUGCCCCUCAAGGUACUCAAGGGUCAUGCCGUGAUUCAGUCGUUGGGUGUUCUCAAGGUGGAGUGGCAUCCAAAAGAGGCGUGGUUAUUUAGUGCUGGUGCGGAUGGCACUGCCAAAAUGUGGACAAGCUAA
Myxozyma melibiosi is the source of this 2022-nucleotide messenger RNA. Its product is annotated as NUC169 domain-containing protein. The transcript is spliced from 2 exons. Lineage: Eukaryota; Fungi; Ascomycota; Lipomycetes; Lipomycetales; Lipomycetaceae. Gene Ontology annotation, cellular component: PeBoW complex; preribosome, large subunit precursor. Gene Ontology annotation, biological process: ribosome biogenesis; maturation of LSU-rRNA from tricistronic rRNA transcript (SSU-rRNA, 5.8S rRNA, LSU-rRNA). Gene Ontology annotation, molecular function: protein binding; ribonucleoprotein complex binding. The record is from RefSeq and is a predicted model, not a curated record. The coding region runs from base 1 to 2022 and encodes 673 amino acids.